CAAAGAAAGACAUGACGGGAGAUACAGAAAGACGACAGAAGGGCCUGGAUGAAAAGAAAGAUUCAAUGAAACGAUAAUAACGAUGACGAUGAAAUGUACGAAUUGAGAUAGGAGAAAAAAAUGAUCACCAGGACUCGAUUCAUCAACCUUCAGACACGAUCAUGUUGAUGAUAACACUAACCUCUGCAGACCGCCGGUCCGUUGUCCACCCCGGGGGGCGAGGUCCUAUCCGUUGUUUGACGUGGUCCCACCAUCGGAUGGAAAACACUAAUAGAAAAAAAUAUAAUGUGUAGGAAAAACGAGACCGAAAAUACGUGGCCGACGGUCCUGCAGACUGCCCGUUGUAGAUCUGUGCGCUAUGGCGCGCCCGUGGACCAAAUAUCUGAAAUUACAACAAUGACAAAUAUACAAAAAAUAUAUAUACAUUAUUAAAUAAAAUAAAAAAGAAAUUGUGUUGUUUUUCAGUGUCAAGUGAGUAGGCGGCAUUGAAUAAACUGUAGAAUACACACAAUUCUCAAGGAUUUUAGUAUAUCUAUAUGCAGUCACCUGACUGCCUGAGAAUUAGUCGAAUGGUCUAACUUCAGGUGUGUAGUAGGUGUGUUGAAAUAGUAGCAGUCGUGCUAAGGUUAUCGAGAUAAGCGGAUGCGUUACCUUACCUUCUGCGGACAGUACGUAAGUAUGGGCAUCGCUUGUGCUGGCGUAAAUAAAUAUGGUUUAAAAAUUAUGAAUCUUCGCUUCACACAAGGCAAAAAUUGUUAUACGCUGGUAAGGAAAAUGUUGAUUAGAUAUGAAAUAGUUGCUAACCUACUAGAAUGUCCACGUAAAAUCGUCAUAAGGAGGAGACGAAAACCAGCGAUACGCCGACGAAGGCUAGGGAUGAAUUUACGAAUUUCCAACUCUAUAAAGGAAGAUUGAGAUUGCUUAAAUUAAAACCCAAGCUAGAAAGUUUCAGCAAAGUAUUAGACCCUAUUGUUAGAAAAGAGCUUACGCUAAAAUCUAUCCCAGAUCGUUUAUUAAUUAAAUUUCCUAUCCGACUCAGGCAUGGAGAACUGUGAAAUCUUUUUUCAGAGGAUCAGUUUACGGCGGCUUAUUCGGACCAAAUUUUAAUAGUAAAUUGUUGGGUAAAAUAAAUAGGCGCUAUGCAACCAUGUAAAGGAGACCCAUUCAGGAGAUGAUUAAACAUGCUAAUUCAACGAAUGAUAUGUUAUAUUCCCUACUUGUACAGUUUAUAAGGUUUAAGUACCAGAAAAACGUUUGAGUAAUAUAAUACCUAGGAUUUCCAUUAAGCUUCACAAAAAAUGGAUCAGGCAAAACGGUGAUAUUUUUGGGAGUGUUGCACUUUCUCUGCUUUCAAAGAUCAUCACUGGAUCGAAAUCCCCAACCUCUUAAAAGCGUCACCCCCUAUAUAUUGGACAUAAGUCGAGUUCACACUCUCAAAUAACUAGCUUUACUCCUGUCUCCCUUCUAUCAGCUAUACCCAAAGUGAGAGUAAGAAUAACUAGCGAAUAAUUGAUCUCAUAUCCUGAAAACACAGAGCAUUAAGAUAAAUUGCAGUUUGAGCUUAAAAGGAGCAAAUGUUGUAAAUCUAGAGUGAGUAUAUCACUAAUUCGAAUGAAGAUAAUUGAAGUCGCGUAGCAGUCUUCUAUGGUUUUAACCAAAGCGUUCAGUAUAGCCAAUAACGACCACCUCAUGAAAUGUGCACCCAGGGUCACUGUGUGUGGUAGAGACUUUGGACUAUAGAUAUUAUAUCUAACGGAAAGCAUGUUCUUAAAAUAAGCUUGAUGUCUAGUUUUCUAGCAGCAGAGGUGAACUGUGCCACACCCACAACCGCAACAAGUCCUGUGCAACCGUACAAAACUGGUGAUGUAGUACAAAUAUCUUGUAGUGUGCGUAUACAAUUAUUUCAGGUACAAGCAGCGCAUUGAAAAGGCUGGUCGUACGAGAACGAAAUUAAUGUUUCCAGUUUUACGUCCGGAUCUACAUUAGUAUGUACAAAAGGACUGGCCAUGUUCAGCACAAAGAAACAUCUCAAUCUUAUGUUCAGCAGGCAGGCACGUCGCGGCAGUGCCGGCGAUUUACGGAAAUCACCCUCCCAGACAUUGGAGGGACUAACGAGAUAUGGUACGCAGGCUUUAUAUUAGCCUCUUCGGCAUUAUUCUCAACAUUUUUGUUAAUUCUUGUUUAUGCCGUAUGCACACAGACUUUUCACUGAAAAAGAUAUCCGGGAAACAUAUUUUUCACGGAUAGUACAGGCCCCGUUAGCAUCUUAGCCAUUAUCGAAAGCGAAUGGAACUACGAUUUGGCUGUGUUGUUUCGCCCUGGUGAUGAGAAAGCUUGGCAAGAAGGUCGAGAUGCGUGUAUUUUGAUGUUACACCCAUUGAAUAUAUUCUAGAAUUGAAUAUAUACAAUUUAAAAGAAGUACACUGCUAACUAGGAUCCCGUCCUAAAUAAAAUAGAGACAUAAAAAUCUGCAAUAAGAUUUAUCAGUGUGUUAAAAACAUACAUGUAUACGAAGAUACAUUUUUAUUGAAUAUUGCAGGCUAUAUAUAUAUAUAUAUAUAUAUAUAUAAUGAUACGUUUCUCAAAGUUAAGUAGCCGAGUACGUCAGCACUACACCAUCAUAACAAGAUUUAUAUUAUUGGCGCCGAAAAUUUGAAAAUGUCUGUUGUUGUUUUGGAUUAAGUAGUUUCUGCUUUGCCAGCGCUGAGCAGCUUUAAGAGUACCAGACAGGAGCUGGUCUCCAGCGGUCACCUGUACUCGUUCUGGUCCGUUCCUGUAAGGAGUGCGUGUGAGCCAGUUAAUAUAAAAUAAAUUGUCUUCUGUGAUUUAUUAACGUCAAAUAUUGGAGAUCAUUUAAUAAACUCCGCCCUGUGUUCUUACGAAAUUCGAAGAUUUUUUCCAAUGCAUGUCGGUGAUCCAGCAUGUCUUGCAUGUAACAAACGCGUUCAUAUCGAGGGUGUAAACGAAAGCGACUAAUAGUGGAUGGCUCUACGAAAAUACUGACAAUUUUUCCUAACACUUCAUAAACCACAGCCGAAGUUGCCAUGAAUAAAAGAGCAAAGAAACUCUUUGUGCCUAAGCUGAAAAUCGCAGAGGAGCCCCCAUUAGAAGAUGACAUUGCACCACCAAAUCUGAAUUCAAUCGCGCGAAUUCAGAAGGACGGCAAGGAGGUCACUGUUAACGCGGAUGAGUUGGACAAAGUGCGCGAGCUAGGUCGAGGUGCUUAUGGGGUUGUAGAUCUCAUGAAACAUAAAUCAACCGGGCUUUUCAUGGCUGUUAAGCGUAUCAGAUAUACUUUCGACGAAAUGGAAAAACGUCGGGCACUGAUGGAUCUCGACGUUUCGAUGAAGGCUCAUUGCUUGCAUACGGUACGAUUCUAUGGAGCAUUGUUUCAUGACGGCGAUAUCUGGAUUUGUAUGGAAAAAAUGGACAGUUCUUUGGACAAGUUUUAUCUUGCUGCCUUCCGAUGCAAGGGCGGUGUUCCUGAACCUGUUCUUGCUAAGAUCGCGUACAGCAUUGUUACGGCUCUCGAUUACCUAAAACGAAACCUGAAAAUCAUGCACAGGGAUGUUAAGCCAUCAAAUGUGUUGGUUAAUAGAGAGGGCUCCGUGAAACUUUGUGACUUCGGUAUCUCUGGCAAGAUGGUCGACUCGGUAGCGAAAAGUAACCUCGGCUGCAAACCCUAUAUGCCUCCCGAGCGGAUACAAGCUGAACCUGGAGCAACAUACGAUGUGCGAUCGGAUGUGUGGAGCCUUGGGAUUACCAUGCCUUCAAAAGAAUCGAGAACAGCGGGCACGAUAUCCCGCCCUUCUAGAAACGGCAUUCAUCUCUAAGGGCAGCAAAGCCGACAUCUCUGCAUUUGUUCAAGAAGUCAUCGAGCCUGUUCCUUAAGAGGACGUCAUAUAGCUAGGAAGUGCGAUGUGCGUACUGUUCGUAAUUAGGAACUAUUUCGGCCAUGCGAAGACGGUCCGCAUUUCUGAAGAAAAACGAUGUACCAAAAAAUAUAAGUUAAAGUCGUGAUCCAAGUGCAUCGAUCUGGCUAGCCUUUUUGCAAAAGCCUAAACUUAUCAAGUAGUGCAGGGUAAUCGAAUAUGAUUUGUGUAAUGUAUAACUAAGCCUUAUAGUAACAGACGUUCCUGUGAGCGCCUCACCGUGCAUCGAAGCUUAUUUAAUUACACUGCACGUAAUAGCUGAAUCUGUAGAACUGAU
Molecule: messenger RNA, 4209 nt
Organism: Varroa destructor (honeybee mite)
Lineage: Eukaryota; Metazoa; Arthropoda; Arachnida; Mesostigmata; Varroidae
Product: dual specificity mitogen-activated protein kinase kinase 6-like
Biological process (GO): protein phosphorylation; stress-activated MAPK cascade
Molecular function (GO): ATP binding; MAP kinase kinase activity
Source: RefSeq, a predicted model, not a curated record